AUGCCUGAAUGGAGCCCGUUGUCGUGCUUCCACUACGGAAGAGUCGUCGAGUCAUUUCUGCCGCUCAAGCUGCUGGACAAAAAAGACCCCAAGCACAAGGCCAUUGCCCAGAACUUUGUCAACGUCCACCCUGGAGAUCAGGUGUACCUUUUCGAGCAGGAAGAAGGCGGCAAAUGGGUCCGGGGAUACGUUGUCUCGCUGCCCAUGCCGUCAGAUUUUCUUACCGCGGGGGCCACGCUGGACAGAAUGCCUGAGAACCGGGUUUCUGUGGCCGUCCUGCCCAGAUCUUGCGUGGAAGUCGUGAAAGAGAUCCCGUAUAACAAGACCUAUACGCUUAGCUCAGACUCGCUGCCUCCGUUGCCACCGGAGUCACAGGCCCUCACAGACUCGUUUUUGGACGAGAUCGUGUUUUCGCUGCGCUCCAUUGCCGUCUACAUCUUUGCGGUUUACUCCAUGAACCAGUUCUCUCUGUUCCAAAAAUUAAAAGACAUAUACACCGAGCUGAACGACAUUCGGCUGCAGUUUCUGCACGGCCUGCUCACAAAGGAGGAGAAGGUGCUUGCACAGAAACAGGUUGCAGCGCUUGUAAACAGGAUAUCCAAGCUGCUGGCCCCGGUAAUCUCCAACGACGUAGGUGGCUACCUGGCUAUUUCAUCCAGAGACGAAAAAACGGGCCAGCUCUUCAGGGCCAACAAAAACCCAGAAAACAUGAUAAACCUCGCAAAAGUCGCACAGAACCAGGUGUUUUCGGCCCUCGCAUCCAACUUCCCCGUCAGCAACGCAGACGUCUCCUUUGUGCCCGAAAAAUGCCCCAAAUUGCAGCCUGCGCUCCCGUCGCACAUUCUCGUGGAUUUUAAAUCCGUUUCUGGCUCCUCGAACAUCGUCCCAAAAGGGUACGACGGGAUAACCGCGUACAUGUACUUGCGCAAUACCAAGAAGACCAUCACGGAAGCGUUUAACAUCACGAUUCGGCCGCACGAGAGCUUCGAGCUGGAAAAUAUUUCUGCAGCUCUGUUUAAAAAUAUUCCAGCCAGCGAGGUGGAAAAUACCAGAGUCUACCUGGUGGCCGUUUUGACCGAGAACAUCAAACUCACAGAGAGCAAACUGCCCUCGAUCCGCAAGGGGAUAGGCGCCGGUGUCGCCAACAUCACGCGAAUUUUCAGCGGGAAACAAGGCCAUCUGACUGCGGGCCAGGCUCACCAGUUCACCAUAAAACUGUUCAGCUCGUACACUUCACGAAACUCCCAGCAGCUGAGUGUCAAGCCGGGCAUGAGUCCGCUCCCGGGCGUGUCGUCGCUCAUGGAAAACAACGGCUGGGGAGAGCUCGUGGACCGAAUCAUUGCUGGAUCCAGCAAAGGGGUGGCCAUCAACCCAAGAGCAGAGCAGAUCACUCUCUCCAUCAAAGAGCUCAAAAACAACAAGCUGUUGGACUCUAUCGAUGCGAGAACGUCUGCCAUUGCGUCGAUCCGGCCAAUGCUGUACAGUCCGCUGGAGCCAGACUACAGCAGAUCGUAUUUGACGGUCAACAAAUGCAAUCUGGUGGCAGGUCUUGACAAGGAGAAGAGCUUUGUCACCGUGGAGGUCAAGUCACCCACUCAGGGGCUACGUUUUGCCAAGGGCACGAACGAGGACCCGCGCAAGGCGUGGCAGUUCCUGACAGUUUCGCCGGACGAGUAUGUUGGCGAGACCGUCCAGAUUUUCAAUAUCGAUGAAAACUCGAUCAUUGAGAACGAGUACCUGAUAUUUACCGUUUACUUAAACGGGGACUCCCUUGGCGAGGGACGGUACCAUCUGCGGUCCGGCCACCAGAUCCGCGAGACCAAGAAGGGCGCCCAGGUGGAGAUUUACGGUAAUGGUAGCAGCCAGGUGGCCGCAGUGGAUUUUGACCUGCAGUAUGUGGGGAAAAAGUACAACGCCGACCCGGCGGUGGCCACCAUUUUGGACUGGAAGAAGUUCUAUAGCGCCAAUCUCGAGGGCAACUAUGGAACGCUGAUCCAGGUGCUGGCGAAAGCAGGCAAGGUGGAGCUGGGGACGGCGGUGAAAUUUUUCCCCGAGCUGCUGCGCACGUUUUUGGAGAUUUUCAACGAGUCGCGUGUCAAGAAGCUACUUUCGCUGGAGAUUGCCGCUUUCGAGAGCGUCGUGCGUCUGCUCGACGUGACCAUCGCGCGCCAGGACCACUAUAAUUACGUUUUUUCGGACUUCCUGGAGAAAUACAGAAACCUACCGACUGUCGGCGAGCAGCUGCUGCAUUUGAUGGCUUCGUAUUUUUCGCAGGUCGACACCGACUGGAACUCGACGGGCCGUGCGCUGUGUCGCACGUCGCACCUCGUGCUCAAACUUGCGGCCGCGUGCUACGCCAACUCGACCGCGUUUGCCGGCGUCGGCACCUUCUUUAGCAACUCGGCCGCCAAGCUGCUUGCCAUCAAGCAGGACUCAAUUUUGCCCGACCAGCUGCUGAUUGCUGAGUCGCUGGAGUUGUGGCUCGACGUGCUACGCGAGUUCUACGAUGAUGCGCACCUGCUCAAGAUGGCGGCCAAGUGGAUCGACGCGAUCGGGUUGCAGGGCCUCGGUGCAGCAGACGACGUGCCGUCCAAGAAAAAAAGCCACGAGCACCGUCUGAUCGUGAGCAAGCUGCUAUUUAUUCGCCGGCUGCUGAAUUCCUGGCUCAUUCACACCUCCUCCGUCGAAACUCGCGACACGCUGAUGGCCAGCGCGCUCAAAUGGGCGCUCCAGGUGGUCUUGAGCGAGCAGAUCGACAUCGACGCCAUCCGGCUCGCGCUCGGGAUCAUCCUGGCGUUCGACACCGCGUGCUUCGGCGAAGAUCGCCUGUUCCACGACGACAGCAAACAGGCGUACGUGACAAUCGCGCGGCUGCUGCCUGUGCUGGGUGAGACGUUCCGCAGAUGCCUUGUGCACUGCCAGAAAAACGGCUAUCUCAAGCCGCGCAGAACGUUCACGCAGCUGUUCCCCGUGGCUUACCCGUUCCCAGAGCACACGAUCGACUCGGCCGUUAACAACGAGUCCUUCUGCGAGGUGCUGAUCGAGCUGGCCGUGCUGAUCGCGAUCCACGCCAAGAUCGGCAGGGCCAACGGCGACGCCAUGAGCCAGUACCUGGUGAAGAAAACCACGUCGCCCGCGUACGAGGCGCUGAACGGGCUGCUGGGCGCGCCCGGCAGCGUGCUGGACUCGCCCACAAAGCCGUUCGACACGGUUCGGUGGGUGGUUUCCACUAUGUCGGCGAAAUAUUAUCCGGCCGAUAAAUGGCUGUCGCUGCGCGCACUCAUCACAGAGGGCAUCCUGUCGCUGACGGAAUUUGUUUAUCCGAUGGCGGUUCGGAUCCUCCCGCCACCGGGCGAGGUGGACGGGUUCAACGUGCGCGUCUGGCACAAGUACCUCGUGGCGAUCAUGAGGUGUGCUACCGCGAAGACGUCGUCGUUAGAGCAUCUGCACGAUAUCCCGCGCAAGUGCUGCUACCAGCUGGAGGGCGACAUCCGGCCGCGUGCUGCGGGCCUUGUGCAGUCUGUGUGGAACAGUCUGGGCGUGCGGUGUGCUGAGAAAACGGCGCAGCGGUUUGAAAUCGAGAAAUGCGGCGGGUUCCAGACGCUAUUUAUUGCCGACGAAAAAUAUACCAUCGUAGGCGACGUGCUGCUGCUGUGUUUCCAGCGCAACACAACGUGUGUGGAUGUCGGCGUUAAAAUUCUGUGGUCAAUGAUGGUCGAUGAGUGGCUGAACAAGCAGAGUCUUGAGGAAUUGCAACGGCUGUGCAUCGUCUCGAUCUACGAAAUUUUCCACACCGAAAAUAGCUACUCUCCUGGCCCGGAGGAAAUUGUGGGUUUCAUCAGCCAUCUUGCCAACUCGGUCAAGCUGGACCCCGAGGACGAGGCGCAUGGCCCAGUCAUGGGGCUUAUCGACAAGUUGUCGGCGUAUCUCGAGAACAUGAACCAGCUGCAGAAAAUCCCCAAGGGCAGCGAGUUCGACGACGACAGAAUGUACUACAAGCUAAAACUGUCACAGUAUCUUGCCAAUGUGGACCGUCCCGAGGUGUUCCAGUCGUUUGUAAACGACCUGUACCAAUCGAACCUCGAACGCGGCCAUUAUGUGCAGGCUGCUCUGUCGCUCGGACUUUUGGCCGACACGUACUCCUGGGACCCGGAAACAGAGGUGGCGGCGUGCGAGCGGCCGCCGUUCCCGAAACAGACCGCGUUCCAGCGCAAGGAGCAGCUCUACAAGAUGAUUGCGUCCAACUUCGUCCGUGGUAAGCGUCUCGAACAGGCCGUCGACGUGUACCAGGAGCUGCUACGCGCGUACAUGGCCUACAACUUCGAUCUGCGCGGGCUGAGCUACUGUCACGGCGAGCUCGCGAAAAUCUACAAGGCACUGGAGACGGUCGACCGUGUCGAAUCGAGCUACUUCCGCAUCGAGUUCAUUGGAGCCGGGUUCCCUGACGCGCUGCGCAACAAGCAGUAUAUCUACGAGGGACUUGCGUUUGAGCACAUCACGUCGAUGAUCCAACGGCUGUUGCGACUGUAUCCAGGAGCACAUCUCAUUAGUAGCGAGGAGGAGCUGCAAAAGCUCAAGGAUAGCGAGCCAGCAGGAAAACAUAUCCAUGUCAAAAGCGUGGCUCCGUACAAGGACAUGAGCGGCGACAAGCUGUCGCUGCGCACAAAACAGUACGUGGACAACAAGGACCUGCGCCAGUUCCAGGCAACACGCAGACUUGCCGGCUCGACGGGUAUCCAGGAUCUGUGGACAGAGGAGGUGACGUACGAGACGUAUGCUCCGUUCCCUACGCUGAUGAACCGGUCGGAAAUCAAAACCACAACGGUGACGAAGCUGUCGCCCGUGGAGAACGCGUUGAGGUCGCUGAGUGCCAGAAACGAAAGCUUGGAAGAUUUGGAACAGACGCUGCUGCAGGCAGUCAAAAAAACCGAGGACUACUCGCAAUUGUCGCAGUCUGCCAUUUUUGGCGAGUUGUCGCGGGUGCUUGCAGGGACGGUUGACUCGCCUGUGAAUGGCGGGGCGGGCCAAUACAGGGUGUUUUUCGGAAAGACAGACAAAGACGGCGCAGAGCAGGCGGUGGAAGCCAAGUUUGAGCAGCUGGUGCAAAAUCUGUACCGGCUGCUCAGAGUCCAUGCUCUGCUCGUGCCGGACUCACUGUUGGAGAGCCAUAAGAGUCUGGUGGAGCUGUUUGGCGCCAAUUUUGCGCCAGAAAUCGACAAUUUACAUCUAAGCUUGGGCGAGCUGAUGGAUGUGGAUAAGAUCAGAGAAACGCCUCAGAACGUGUCGCUCUACGAGUCCGCCAGCUCGCUCCACCUCACCAUCACCAACACCAGCAGCAACGCAUCGGUCCACUCGAACUCCUCGGAACCCAGGUUCUCCCAGAGUCUAGCCUCGCCAGGAGUGCGUCUGUAUACAAAAGCAAUGGUAUAG
Ogataea parapolymorpha DL-1 is the source of this 5430-nucleotide messenger RNA. RefSeq names its product DOCK-like protein. Gene Ontology annotation, cellular component: plasma membrane; cytoplasm. The transcript has a single exon. The record is from RefSeq and is a predicted model, not a curated record. NCBI's taxonomy places the organism in Eukaryota, Fungi, Ascomycota, Pichiomycetes, Pichiales, Pichiaceae. Gene Ontology annotation, biological process: small GTPase-mediated signal transduction. Gene Ontology annotation, molecular function: small GTPase binding; guanyl-nucleotide exchange factor activity. The coding region runs from base 1 to 5430 and encodes 1809 amino acids.